Messenger RNA from Solanum dulcamara, 1767 nucleotides. RefSeq names its product protein disulfide-isomerase-like. The record is from RefSeq and is a predicted model, not a curated record. Gene Ontology annotation, molecular function: protein disulfide isomerase activity. NCBI's taxonomy places the organism in Eukaryota, Viridiplantae, Streptophyta, Magnoliopsida, Solanales, Solanaceae. Gene Ontology annotation, cellular component: endoplasmic reticulum. Gene Ontology annotation, biological process: response to endoplasmic reticulum stress; protein folding. The transcript has 11 exons. The coding region runs from base 33 to 1520 and encodes 495 amino acids.
AAUGAAUCAAGAAAAUACUUUUUCAGACAAAUAUGGCAAAGAGUGGCAUUUUGGUAAUUGUCGCAGCUCUUGUUGUUCUUGCAGUUUGUGGUGUUUUUGCAGCAGAGGAGAAGGAACAUGUGUUGACUUUGGACCAUUCUAACCUCACUGAAACAGUUGCAAAGCACAACUUCAUUGUUCUUGAAUUCUAUGCACCUUGGUGUGGGCACUGUAAGAGUCUUGCUCCUGAGUAUGAAAAAGCUGCCUCGGAGCUGAGUAGUCAUGAUCCUCCAAUUGUUCUAGCUAAGUAUGAUGCAAGUGAUGAAGCCAAUAAAGAACUUGCAGCACAGUACGAGAUCCAGGGGUUCCCAACUAUUAAGAUCUUGCGGGAUGGAGGAAAGAAAGUUCAAGAAUAUAACGGUCCUCGUGAUGCAGCUGGUAUCAUAUCCUAUUUGAAGAAACAAGUGGGUCCUGCAUCUGCUGAAAUCAAGUCGAAGGAGGACGCCGCAAACCUUAUUGAUGAGAAAAGCAUAUUUGUUGUUGGUAUAUUUCCAGACCCCUCUGGAGAGAAAUUUGAGAACUAUUUAGCACUAGCUGAAAAACUGCGAGGUGAGUUCGAUUUUGCUCACACUGUUGAUGCCAAACACCUCCCUCAGGGUGGGCCAGUUAGUAAGCCCACUCUUCGUCUUCUAAAGCCAUUUGAUGAGCUCUUCGUUGAUUUUGAGGAUUUUCAAGUCGAUGCUAUGGAGAAGUUCAUUGCAGAAUCUAGUAUUCCUAUUGUUACUAUUUUUGACAAUGACCCAAUCAACCAUCCUUAUGUUAACAAGUUCUUUGAUGGCACCAACGCCAAGACAUUACUAUUUGUGAACUUUAGCUCUGAGCUUGAUGCUUUUAAGUCCAAAUACAAUGAUGUUGCUGUGCUUUAUAAAGGGAAUGGAGUGAGCUUUCUCUUGGGUGAUGUUGAGGCUGGUCAAGGUGCUUUCGAGUACUUCGGACUGAAGCCCGAACAGGCACCUGUGAUCAUCAUAAUGGACAGUGAUGAUCAGAAGUAUGUUAAGGACCACGUAGAGCCUGAUGCCAUUGCUGCUUAUUUGAAGGAUUACAAGGAUGGAAAACUGAAGCCACAUGUAAAGUCAGAACCCAUCCCUGAAACCAAUGACGAACCUGUUAAGGUAGUUGUUAGGGAUACCCUCCAGGAUAUGGUUUACAAAUCGGGGAAAAAUGUACUUUUAGAGUUCUAUGCACCUUGGUGUGGCCACUGCAAGAAUCUGGCUCCAAUUUUGGAUGAAGUGGCUGUAUCAUUUCAAAGUGAUCCGGAUGUUCUCAUUGCAAAACUGGACGCAACCGCAAAUGAUCUCCCAAAAGGUGAAUUCGACGUUCAGGGAUUCCCUACUAUGUACUUCAGAGCUGCCUCCGGUAACUUGUCACAGUACAAUGGUGAGAGAACAAAAGAGGCAAUUAUUGAAUUUAUUGAGAAGAACCGUGACAAGCCUGUUCAGUCAGACUCUGCCAAAGUCGAUUCAGCAAAGGAUGAACUUUAGAGGACUCUGGGAACAUUGUGUACUGGUGAAUUCAAAUUUUGUUGGGGAUUUGCUGUUUCUGUAUCUUCCUAUCCGACCCCCUUCCCCGACUGCUGCUCUCCCAAUGCACUUUUCGCGUCCUCUGAUGCUUCCCUUCUAGUUUUUGGUGUUUUUUAGCGCCAAUAAGACGGUUGUAUGUAAUCUACUCUGUAUCGAAUGUAGCUGGAUUAUGAGUUAUUAUCUGUUGAGAAGUUCUCCAACUUUAGUA